AUGGACUUCCUUCGUGCUCAUGGCCUACCGAUUCCUAAGAUUCUUGGAUAUUCCGCUUCAGCUGACAACUCGGCAGGCACCGAGUACAUUUUCCUGGAAUUUAUUCGGGGCAUGAACCUAGGCGACGUCUGGUUUGACCUGUCAGAGGCCGAUAUGGCUGUCGUCGUUCGGCAGCUUGUCGAGCUCGAGUCAAAGCUUUUUUCUAUCACCUUGCCUGCUGGUGGAAGCCUAUAUUAUACGAGUGACCUUGAUUAUACAAACGUCCCCUUGUGGUAUGGCAGGCGGUCCAAGUUGACUGUGGAUCGAGGACCUUACCUCACCCCUGAAAUGGCGCUCGUUGUCGGUGCGAAGGAGAUUGCCUUCCUACAGCAAUUUGGACAGCCAUUGCAGCCGUUUCAGCGGACCCGCCACCCCGACUUACAGCCCAACAACAUCAUCAUCUCCAAAUCGCGCGAGAUCAAGAUAUCCAGCAUAAUCGACUGGCAGCACACGUCGAUCCUGCCCUUGUUCCUCCUCGUCGGCAUCCCCCAGAAGCUGCAGAACUAUGACGACCCGGUCUCGCGAUCCAUGGCGCCGCCCACACUGCCCAACGACUUCGCCGAGCUGGACGAAACGCAGCAGGCAAAGGAGAUGGAGCUAUUCCGUCGCCGACGACUCCACCACCACUACGUCUCGGAGACGGAGCGGCAGAACAAGCCGCACUACGCGGCGCUGACCGACCCCGUCGGCAUGCUCCGCCGCCGCCUCUUCCGCCGCGCCGGCGAUCCCUGGGAGGGCGAGACGUUGCCGCUCAAGGCCGACCUGAUCCGGGCGGCGGGACACUGGGCCGCCGUCGCGGGCCACCGCCGUGGACCGGUUCCGGUUUCGCAGCCGCCUCCGUGUCCGAUCGCCUUUGGGCCGGAGGACGUCUGCGUGACGAUGCGGCUGCAGGAGGAGCAGGACGAGGCGGACGGGCAGAUGGAGGUGUGUCGGGACCUCAUUGGGUGUGGUCCCGAGGGCUGGGUACCAGUGGAGCAGUACGAGGAGGCGAUGGCGAGGUGUCGGGCGUUGAAGGCGGACUCGUUGGUUAAAACGAGCUCCGAGGAUGAGAGGGCUGAGGUGCUGGCACAUUGGCCGUUUGACAAUAUGGAUGAGCAGGAUUAUAUGUAG
Phialemonium atrogriseum is the source of this 1149-nucleotide messenger RNA. RefSeq lists its product as uncharacterized. Lineage: Eukaryota; Fungi; Ascomycota; Sordariomycetes; Cephalothecales; Cephalothecaceae. The transcript has 4 exons. The record is from RefSeq and is a predicted model, not a curated record. Bases 1 to 1149 code for a protein of 382 amino acids. Gene Ontology annotation, cellular component: mitochondrion.